UGUUAAUAUUACAGAAGACUUGAGGGGUGAGAAAAUCCUGAUGAUGUAUGAAAGUGGUAGGAGCCUGGGUGGUUUUUUGAAUGCCUUGUGCUUAAACCAGAGGUGUUUCUUUACCGUCUUUGCUUUUGUUUCAUGAAUCUUUUCUUUUCCUCCCUUUUCUUGUGCUACUGUAUGCUUUUUCUAAAACUAGAGAAAAAUGUUAGUAUACUGAUACUAGCAGUGAUAUGGGAUCUUGUAGUUAAUGUCUGAUACUUAAGGGAGCAGUUAUGAUUGCAUGUUUCAUUUUACUUUAUUACGUCUGGACAGUGGAAUAUUUUAUUUAGCACCUUCAAUGUUGUCCUAAUAGGUUUAUUUAAAAGUAAAUCUGGAACAUGAAAGAGGAAUGAAGUAGCUACUAAGUUUUUAUUUUAAAGGUGACUUGCACAUUUGAAUGUGAAUGUCAGAAUAUGUAAGCGUGCACAUAAUUACAGGGGUGCUGUUGCUGCAGGUGCAGCCUUUUCAGAGAUGUAUUAAUAAGGUGCUUAAAUGAGUUAGUAUUUUAUCCUUUCUUAUACUGGGUUCUAGAAAGUCUUUAUCACUGCAGAGUAGGGUUCUUAUGUGGCAUAUAAUCUGGUAGUGUUAACUGGGACAUUUUCAGCUGAGAGCCAGAGAGAUGUAUACAUAGAUAUCUUUGUUUUCUAAAGAUGUCUAAAAUGUUACCUAGGUGGUGCUUCUUCCUGUGUGCCAAUAUUGGAAUUUGAAUUUUAGCAGCCUGCUGUUUUCUGGCAAUAAUCUGACUUUGACUGUAAAGGAAACUUUGAAGGGAAUGUUCUUACAUGAGUGUGGCUGUGCAAGAACUAUGAGAUACUUGGGUGAUGAGAAAAGUAAACAGUGCUUUAAAAUUGCCAGCGCAGCUGGGCUUAGAUUUUUUUUUUUUUCACCAGUAGAUGUGAAAGAUUGUGUUUGCGUGGCUGAAUGAGUAUGAUCUUUGGUAAUGGUGCAACCUAAAGAACUGGCAGUUGUUACCAGGGUGCUUGAAAAAGGAGAACUUUAAUACAAAUAUGAUUAGAAAAUUUGAUUGAACUUUUGGGGCUUUUUGUAAUUACCAUGUUUUCUUAUAGCUGGUGUUGCACUGCUCUGUUAGGUUUUGAAUACUGAAUCAAGGAGGAAAAGAUUAAGAAGAUUUAAAGGAAAAUUUCUCCAGUGUCAGUUUAGAGCAGAAAACUGAGCAAAUCCUGCUGAGCUGGGAGUAACUACUGUAGUUCCAGAGUUAGCGGUUCAGUCACACCAAUGUGUUGGUGAAUCCAAGCUGAAUGUGAGCAUUAUGGUGAAGAAAAGAUACUGCCAUCAACAGUAUAACUCUGUCAUAGAAUUCCUGUAAAAACUAAUAAAUAUUGCUGGUGGUGUGCAUCCUGGAGAUACGUUUUUACUACAGAUACUAUUGAGGUUUUGCGAAUGGGAUGAACACACUGCUGUUGACUGCUUACUGACACUAAUCAGCUGGGCACUUCACUGGUGAUGUUUUCAUCCUCACGUUGUCCAACUGGAGUUUGCUUAUACUGAUUUUUAAAAGGAAGAGGAAAUCAAGGUGGAGUACCGUAAACUUGACAUGGAUAAUAAAAAGAAAGACAAGGACAAGCCAGAUGAAAGAAUGGCACGGCCUAGUGGGAGGUCAGGCCACAAUCCACGUGGAACUGGUUCUUCAAAUUCUGGAGUGUUAAUGGUUGGCCCAAACUUCAGAGUUGGUAAAAAAAUUGGAUGUGGGAAUUUUGGAGAACUACGGUUAGGAAAAAAUCUAUACACAAAUGAAUAUGUGGCGAUUAAACUGGAGCCAAUGAAGUCAAGAGCACCACAGCUACAUUUGGAAUACAGAUUCUACAAGCAGCUAGGAUCUGGAGAUGGAAUACCUCAGGUUUACUAUUUUGGCCCAUGUGGCAAAUAUAAUGCUAUGGUGCUAGAACUACUUGGACCUAGUCUGGAAGAUUUAUUUGACUUGUGUGGUAGGACAUUUUCUCUUAAAACCGUUCUUAUGAUAGCCAUACAGUUGAUUUCUCGUAUGGAAUAUGUCCAUUCAAAGAACUUGAUAUACAGAGAUGUAAAACCUGAGAACUUCUUAAUAGGACGACCUGGAGACAAAACACAGCAAAUCAUUCAUAUUAUAGAUUUUGGUUUGGCAAAGGAGUAUAUAGAUCCAGAAACAAAGAAGCACAUACCAUAUCGAGAACACAAGAGCCUUACAGGAACAGCUAGAUACAUGAGUAUAAAUACGCAUUUAGGAAAAGAGCAAAGUAGAAGAGAUGAUUUGGAAGCUUUAGGUCAUAUGUUUAUGUAUUUCCUCAGAGGAAGCCUUCCAUGGCAAGGUUUAAAGGCCGAUACAUUAAAAGAACGCUACCAGAAAAUUGGGGACACAAAACGAGCAACCCCUAUAGAAGUAUUGUGUGAAAGCUUCCCAGAGGAAAUGUCAACAUACCUACAUUAUGUAAGAAGGCUAGAUUUUUUUGAAAAGCCAGACUAUGACUACUUAAGGAAGCUCUUCACAGACUUACUUGAUCGGAAAGGCUAUGUGUUUGACUAUGAAUAUGACUGGAUUGGCAAACAGUUGCCUACUCCAGUGGGUUCAGUACAUUCAGACCCUGCACUGUCUUCAAACAGAGAAGCAUAUCAGCACAGAGAUAAAAUGCAACAAUCUAAAAAUCAGUCAACAGACCAUAGGGCAGCUUGGGAGUCACAGCAAGCCAAUCCGCAUCAUUUGAGGGCUCAUCUAGCAGCUGACAGACAUGGUGGCUCAGUACAGGUAGUAAGCUCAACAAAUGGAGAACUGAAUACCGAUGACCCAACUGCAGGCCGUUCAAACGCACCCAUCACAGCUCCUGCAGAAGUAGAAGUAAUGGAUGAAACUAACUGCCAGAAAGUGUUGAACCUGUGGUGCUGCUGUUUUUUCAAGCGGAGGAAAAGGAAAGCCAUUCAGCGCCACAGAUGACUAGAACCAGGCAGAACAUGGGAAAUGGCUUAUUUGUUCAACUGCUGUCUUGUGAUCUUAAAAACAAAAAGAUCCCACCAAACUUCUGUAAUGCCACGUUUUCCAAGGGCUCCCUUAGAAACAAUGUCAUCCCUGUGCGCUUUGAUUUGGUUCUCCUGCAUCCAUCUUUCCUUUCUUUAAUUCAUCUAUUCUGAAAGCUUUAAGGUUUUGUCAAAUAUGAGUGCUUCUUUGACCAUCAAUAAAUGGACCAAUGAAAUGGUACAAAUGAACAGUAUCUUCAGCAAAACUAAACUUGAAAAGUAUUUCUCCUGUCUUAGGAAGUACUAGCAAUGUCUUAGCUGAAGACAGAUGUCAUAAAUUUGUUACUUGCUUUUGAUACGCUGCUACAAACUCAAUCUUAAGAUUUCUUUUCUGACACAUGCAUUGAUUUUGUUUUGUCCCAGUGAUACAGUACUGGUGACACAGUAAUCAAUUUUUAUCUGCAUUAAACCCUCUCUGUGAUAUCAUGGUACAGUCACUGUCUAGAGAUACUGAGGAGGCUGAUUUAACUGUUGAUGGUUGUCUAAAUGCUAUUGAAACUAAUGAAAAGAAAGUAUGUCUCUGGGUUUGAAAACUUGCUGCCGUUAAGCCUACAAUGGAAUUGCAGAAAAGUACAAAUAAUGAGAGUUUUCAUAUAAAGAAUACAAAGUUUGUAUAAUUUAAGUUGUGUAAUAAUAAGUUCCAGUAAUAUUAGCAAAAUUGAAACACCUUCAAAAGACAUCUACAGAGGAGUUCUGACAGAAUAAAGAAAUGUGAAUCUGGUUUAAGUAGAAUCAGUAUUAAAGCCUAUAUGUUCACUAAAGUAAUUGAUGAUUGACAACAUCUUUAAAAUAUGGAUGUGCCAUGUAAUGUUAGGCAUCUGUUUCUAAAUUAUUUUACUCUUUAAUUUAGAAAACAAAGGCAAUGGAACUGAGUUAGAUUUUUUCCUUCUCUGAGUACUGGCCCAUAGCACCAAAAAUUUCCCAAGUUUUUUUUCCUGGAAAUUUCUUGUCUUUCAGUGUAAUGUCACUACUAUAGUAGGAUGGAAAAGAUGUGUCAGGUACUUCCCCACUGUCCAAUGAAGAACCUGCAAUAUGAACAAACCAGCAGUUCUGUAGGCAAGGCAGCCCAUUCUGUAUUUUCUUCUUCAGAAAAUAUGUGCUGCUUCUAAAGCCAUAAUGACAGAGGUGUGCUUUUGUGUUGUAUAGCUGCCAGUUAUUGAAGAAGGUGUGUGAAAGAUGGAAGAGACUAGACAUAUUUGUUGACCAAAACUCAGAUUAUCUCAAUUUUUUAUAAUUCUUUGAACUAAGUAGCUGUUUUUUGUUUUUGUUUUUAAUCCAUGCAUGCCUUUUGGCAUACUUAUUUAUUUUUAAUCUGUUUUGUGAUAGCAUUUAAAAUGUGUAUUAAAGUAAGUGCACACCUUUGAAUUCAUUAUUGCAUUUACAAGGAUUUUAAUUGUAUUUUGUAAUUUAUUUUUCCUUAACAGCCAAAAGUGUAUUUUAUUAUUUAGAUUAAGUGCUCAUAUGUAUACUUUGAUCUUUGUCAUUAUUACUGUUCUUGAUCUGAACUUUGUCUUUAAAAAACCUGAACUUGGCCUACAAAAAUAUACUGUAUAACAGAUUGUAAGUUUCCACUCCACCAGUUUGUAUUACUGACUGUCUCAAACUCAUGAAGUUAUUUCUAUGUUUUUAUUUAAGCUGAAAAGGUAGGUUACUUGACCAUUAUUAUACGAAAACACAUCCUUCUUCGUAGUACUUGACCAAAUUUGUUGCUUCAUAAGAUUUGAUUUGUGAUUUUCUCACACACCUGAUUAGUUUUGAGGUUUUCAACCUGUACAGUGUUUGAAUGAUCUGAACUCCAUACACAUUAACAAGAAAAUGUGUAUGUUAUGAACUUAAAAUAUUUGAAUACAUGAAAGCUGGUUUUUUGCUGAAAUUACCAGUAUCUAGGCACCUGCUUUUCAACAAUAUUUUUUUUAAGUGCUUGAUUUUAAUGCUGAAGAAGGUUUUCUUCUAGCAAAGCAGUCAGUACUAAUGCAGGUAUGUUCAGGUUAUGCCAGUAUGAUCUGCAUUUAUAUCCUUUUUUUUCCUGUCUAAACUAAUGAAGUAAACAUUGGCUGGAUAUCUAAAAAUGAAAUACAUCCCUGUUUAAAUGUAAGACAAAAAAAAUAAAGAUAGUUUUUUAAAACUUGCCUUUUUCCCUCCUUUCCUACAGUCUUGAAUGAAAUAAUGGAAGCUGUUAUUUGUUAUGAACAGUUUUAAACUUUUUGGACAGCAAGGAAUUCAAAAGCAUGUUACCCAAAAUGCUACCUCAACAUUACAGUUACAGUUAUGUUUGCUUAGUUAACAAGUGUUAUUGUUAUAUGAUUUAAUAUACCUAAUGAUAACAAUAGAGUGAAGAGACAUCAAUGCACAUGUUUGUAACUAGGAAAUCUACUCAGGGUCUACGUGAAUUAAAGUCUAUGCUGUCUGUGCCACCUAGAAUAAAAACCAUUACAAAUACUGUGA
Strigops habroptila (Kakapo) is the source of this 5484-nucleotide messenger RNA. It is a transcript of the gene CSNK1G3, whose product is annotated as casein kinase 1 gamma 3. Lineage: Eukaryota; Metazoa; Chordata; Aves; Psittaciformes; Psittacidae. Gene Ontology annotation, biological process: positive regulation of canonical Wnt signaling pathway; peptidyl-serine phosphorylation; endocytosis. The record is from RefSeq and is a predicted model, not a curated record. Bases 1589 to 2959 code for a protein of 456 amino acids. Gene Ontology annotation, molecular function: protein serine/threonine kinase activity; ATP binding. Gene Ontology annotation, cellular component: nucleus; plasma membrane; cytoplasm. The transcript is spliced from 16 exons.